Selaginella moellendorffii is the source of this 1237-nucleotide messenger RNA. Its product is annotated as ubiquinol oxidase 2, mitochondrial. The record is from RefSeq and is a predicted model, not a curated record. The coding region runs from base 36 to 1004 and encodes 322 amino acids. Gene Ontology annotation, cellular component: mitochondrion. Gene Ontology annotation, molecular function: alternative oxidase activity. Gene Ontology annotation, biological process: alternative respiration. Lineage: Eukaryota; Viridiplantae; Streptophyta; Lycopodiopsida; Selaginellales; Selaginellaceae. The transcript is spliced from 4 exons.
AUAUUUGGGUCCUUUUUCUUUCUCCCAGCAAGCGAAUGAAAAAAGGCGUGACAGGGAUCUUCUACGCGAUCAGCGAGCAGCAGGAGCGAUCGAUCCUCCUCCGCCACUACUCCGUCGCGCCUGCGCUCCUUCGCUACUUCAGCUCUAAGGGAUCGGCCUCCUCCACCGGCGAGACGCACACGCCGCCGCCAUCGGUGAAACCCAGUAACAGCGGCAGCGCUGGCGGCGAUGGCACUGCCAAGCCUGUGCUCUCACAUUACUGGGGGAUCGUCACCAAGAGGCCGGUUCGCGAGGAUGGCAAGGCUUGGCCUUGGAAUUCGUUCAGGCCUACCGAUGCUUACACUCCAGAUGUGAGCAUUGAUCUCAAAAAGCACCACACUCCACUGUCGUUCGUGGACAAGUUCGCCUACUGGACCGUGAAAGCGAUGCGUUUGCCCACAGACAUUUUCUUCCAGCGACGAUACGGCUGCCGAGCGAUGAUGCUCGAGACUGUCGCUGCGGUCCCGGGGAUGGUCGGGGGGAUGCUGCUGCACUGCCGCUCGCUUCGCCGGUUCGAGCACAGCGGGGGAUGGAUCAAAGCGCUGCUGGAGGAGGCCGAGAACGAGCGCAUGCACCUCAUGACUUUCAUGGAGGUGGUGCAACCAAAGUGGUACGAGCGAGCGCUGGUGUUUGCGGUCCAGGGCGUCUUCUUCAACGCCUACAUGGUGUGCUACAUCGCCUUCCCCCGCCUCGCGCACCGCAUCGUCGGCUACCUCGAGGAGGAGGCAAUCCACUCGUACACCGAGUACAUCAAAGAGAUCGACAAGGGAAACAUCCCAAACACGCCGGCGCCCGCCAUCGCCAUCGACUACUGGAGGCUGCCAAAGGACGCCAAGAUCCGCGACGUUGUCCAAGUUGUCCGCGCCGACGAGGCUCACCACCGGGACGUGAACCACUUCGCAGCGGAUAUUCAUCUCAAAGGCAAGCAGCUGCGAGAGGCCCCCGCUCCACUAGGAUACCACUGAGGAUCACUGGAGAUCGCCAUAGCCAAGUAAAACAAGGUCAGGACUUUGCUAUCUUCUGCAAGCUCGUUUCAUUUACUAGAAGUUUCGAUUUGCUUUCAAGAGUGUUGCUUUCUCUGGAAACCAUUUGCUCAAACGUUUUCUUCUUGACAGCGUUUGAGCAGAAAGGCUUCCACUGUCAUGCCCGGUCCAAAUGCCACAAGAGCUCCCCACCGGCAUGGAUCUUCGCCACCUUU